AUGUCUUCAACAACAUCACCAAGUAUGACGAUCGCUCAGGCACUCACCACGCCAUUUGUUGCUCCAUCAGGAUGUGCUGACAAUUUUGUUCCCGCAAAUCCCGUAACUACAGGCCGCUCUCAAGAGUCUCUCUCCAUAUUUGUCUCGGCUGCCGUCGAUUCUCGGUUUGCACCUUGCCAACCUCCUGGGUGGGACCGAGGAAGGGACGGCACAAGCUUUGCAUUCAGCCCGGCUGUUUGUCCAAGUGCUUGGACGGCGUAUCGUCUUGGGCAGAACUAUCUAGCGUCAGCUCGUAAUGGGAAUUAUACGGCAAAGUGCUGCUCCAGUGGCUUCACACUGACCUAUGGCGUCGAGGCUGAAGGCAUAUACCAAUUCCCAUGCGCUCGCACACUGGUGAAUAACCUGAGUGCGAUCACGCGAACCUCCACGAUCACCCAAGGCUACGUCAACAACACAGCCAUAACGUCCAUUUCAAUGUUAACCACCACUACCGGCACCACCACAUUGAGCAUCCACAAUGCAUGGCUUAUAUCAUGGGAUCCCUCAGACGCUUCCACUCUAAGCCCCUCUCCACCGAUGCUCAGGUGCACAGAAUCGGCGGUUGACGUGUGGGUGCCCGGCGAAACAACAGUCGUUCCCGGGAGAGCUCUGGAUAAGUGUGGGCCGGGAGAGUCUCCUCGGUUUGGGGGUCUGACCGGCUUUUUGGUCAUCGGACUACCACUCAUCUGUGUGUUUUUGGUGGUCAGCUGCGGUACUUUCUUCUGCUUGCGCCAUCGGAAGCACCGAGAAAGAAGGCAUGUGAUGCGGGCCUCGGCGAGUCAGAUCUCAAAGAAAGACGAAGAUCAGUCAACGUCACAAAAGGCUACGAAGGAGAGUAUCUCUGUUCAGGAGUCUGGAAAUAAAUGA
Clonostachys byssicola is the source of this 906-nucleotide messenger RNA. The record is from the annotation of a GenBank genome assembly. NCBI's taxonomy places the organism in Eukaryota, Fungi, Ascomycota, Sordariomycetes, Hypocreales, Bionectriaceae.